AGUUGCUCCGUUUGGGUAUUUUUUUAUUCUCAAUCUCUGCAAUACCAUUACUUGUUCAUCAAAAUUGGGUUUUGGGUUCCUUGAUUAUUGGUCAAGGGCUUUGAUUUCUAGUUGGGACUGGGUAUCUCAGUGGUUCUAACUUCUACUAGGACCAAAAGGAAAGAGAUAUGCGUUUUAAUCUGCACAGCAAUCACCAGUGCUCCCUUUGGAUCUCUCAGCUCUACGAUCACAGCCGCCAAUCCUUUGUGAGCAUAGAGCAAUGGGCCGUAAAGCUGGUACGCUUCAUAUCAACCCAAAGAAAUUUGGCUCUCUUCACAAGCCUUGCAUGAAGGAAAUGAUUACAUUUCUAAACUGCUUGGCUGUUAACCACGGCAGUGACGAUAAGUGUGUUAGGCAGAAGGAACUUUUGAGCGCUUGUAUGGAUUCUCAGACAAGCAAUAAAAGGAAGUCCUUGGGAAGUAUUAAUUACCACCUGCAGAGGCUUAACAGAGGAAGGAAGUAGUUUGGGGGUUUUUAGAUAAGAAUGUUCGACUCAGGCUCAUUCUUCAGGUUCAGCAGUUGCAGACGUUUAGCAGGGGAAGGAACUAUUUUGUUUAUUGAACCAAAGAGUGUCUAUCAUUUCUCAAUUCGACUUGGAUGAUUCGCCGGUGAAAACAUCGAACAUUUUUUGAACAAAUAUACUAUUGUUUACAUUAAUCCUCGUCCAGUUAAAGAGGUUUGCAA
This is a messenger RNA of Juglans microcarpa x Juglans regia, 723 nucleotides long. RefSeq lists its product as uncharacterized. Gene Ontology annotation, molecular function: structural constituent of ribosome. The coding region runs from base 260 to 502 and encodes 80 amino acids. The record is from RefSeq and is a predicted model, not a curated record. Gene Ontology annotation, biological process: mitochondrial translation. NCBI's taxonomy places the organism in Eukaryota, Viridiplantae, Streptophyta, Magnoliopsida, Fagales, Juglandaceae. The transcript is spliced from 4 exons.